AUGUACUUCGACGGCUCCCUCAACCUCAACGUUGCCGGUGCAGGCAUCCUCUUUCAUCUCCCCGAGAGGGCGGCACAAGGCGGCUACACUCAUAUAUUCGUCGCCAUUGACAAGUUCACCAAGUGGAUCGAGGUGAAGCCAGUCUCAUCCACAUCAGCAGCCAAGGCAGUUGAGUUCAUUGAAGAAAUAACACACCGGUUCGGAGUGCCCAACCGGAUUACCACAUACUUGGGAUCCUCCUUCACUAGAUCAGAAUUCUGGGACUUCUGCCAGGAGAGCUGCAUUGAUGUAUACUAUGCCUCCGUGGCUCACCCCAAGUACAAUGGCCAGGUGGAGCGCGCCAACGGCUUGAUCCAACAGGGGCUCAAAGCCAGGAUCUUUGACCCGAUCGAAAAUAUGGCUCCAAAUGGAUCCAAGUACCACCCAGAGUAG
Panicum virgatum (switchgrass) is the source of this 432-nucleotide messenger RNA. RefSeq lists its product as uncharacterized. Lineage: Eukaryota; Viridiplantae; Streptophyta; Magnoliopsida; Poales; Poaceae. The record is from RefSeq and is a predicted model, not a curated record. Gene Ontology annotation, molecular function: nucleic acid binding. Bases 1 to 432 code for a protein of 143 amino acids. The transcript has 2 exons. Gene Ontology annotation, biological process: DNA integration.